AUGGGUGUCUGGGGCCGUGGUCUUCUGCAGUCGGAUAACGACUACGACAUUGCAGGGGAUCUCAAUGACAUGCUUGGAUGCACCGUAUUCAUGCCACCAAAGGAGGAGGCUGCUGAUGUGCUGGAGAAGCUCAACGGCGGUCUUCUUUCCAGGAAACUUGACGAGAUUUUGGAGCCAAGUUUCCAGGCUUCACGAUCUUGGUACCCUCGAGAGCGAGUCUUUGUCAUCCUGGCAGUGCUUGCCAUGCAAAUCGGUGCGAAGAUAGAGAGCAGACACAUGACAGCAUUGAAAGUUCUACGAGCGACGCUCCCCAACAUGUUCCAGCAGCUUCAACUCGUCACCGCUAUCGAAGAGUACAAGAACGAUGGUACACGCUGGCUCUUAGGCAGCAAAGGUCUUCAGGACACCAUGUUUUCAUCCAUGGAUGGCGAGGGAGAGGAUGACAAUGGUGACGAGUUCUUCUACAGUGGACUUGGCCACUCGGUCGACCAAGACCCGUACCCUCACACUUGGAGCAAGAGAUGCCUUUCCUGUGGGGAAUCUAACUCCGAGCUUCUUCGCUGCUCCCGAUGCCACAUGGCGCGAUACUGGGAUAAGCGUUGCCAGAAGCACGACUGGCAAAAGCACAAGCUCGUCUGCGAACCGGUUGCGCCCCGAUCAGUGAGCGUCCCGGACAUUCACUCCGAUGAGUUCAAGGAGUUCCUGGAGCAGUGCCACGGGCACAAGGAGUGA
Neoarthrinium moseri is the source of this 732-nucleotide messenger RNA. RefSeq lists its product as uncharacterized. Lineage: Eukaryota; Fungi; Ascomycota; Sordariomycetes; Amphisphaeriales; Apiosporaceae. The transcript has 3 exons. Bases 1 to 732 code for a protein of 243 amino acids. The record is from RefSeq and is a predicted model, not a curated record.